CCAGCAUGCACGCAGAGCUCCGGGAGGGGUGCGUGGCGCACGGCGGGGCGGUAGCGCCCGCCAGAGGAACGAGGCAUGGAGACGGAUGAGGCGCAGCCUCGCGCCCAUUUGGCCGCGCUGGUGCUGGCGCGCGGCGGCAGCAAGGGAAUCCCGCUGAAGAACAUCAAGCUGCUGGCGGGCGUCCCGCUCAUCGGAUGGGUGCUGCGCGCCGCCCUCGACGCGGGCGUCUUCCACAGUGUGUGGGUGUCUACAGACCACGAUGAAAUUGAGAAGGUUGCGAAGCAGUUUGGUGCUCAAGUUCAUCGCCGAAGCCCUGAAGUGUCUCAAGAUUCCUCUACCUCCCUAGAAACUAUCAGAGAGUUUCUUAAUCAUCAUCAUGAGGUCGAUAUUGUAGGAAAUAUUCAAGCAACAUCUCCCUGUCUACAUCCCAGUGAUCUCAUAAAAGUAGCAAAUCUGAUUCAAAAGGAGGGCUUCGAUUCUGUUUUCUCUGUUGUGAGACGGCAUCAGUUUAGAUGGAGCGAGGUAAAAAAAGGAGAAAACAAAAUGACAGAGCCCCAAAACCUGAAUCCAGCAAAGCGGUACCGGCGGCAAGAUUGGCCUGGGGAGCUGUAUGAAAAUGGUUCAUUUUAUUUUGCUAAGAGGCAUUUGAUCGAGAAAGGCUACUUGCAGGGUGGUAAAAUGGCCUACUAUGAAAUGCGUGCUGAGCACAGUGUGGAUAUUGAUAUAGACAUUGACUGGCCUAUUGCAGAGCAAAGAGUAUUGAGCUUUGGAUAUUUUGGCAAGGACCCAUUAAAAGAAGUGAAGCUAUUGGUUUGCAGUGUUGAUGGAUGCCUGACAAAUGGUCGCAUUUAUGUCACAGAAGAUCACAAGGAAAUGGUCUCCUACGAUUAUAGAGAUAUUGUUGGUAUCAAUCUAUUAAAGAAAAGGGGAAUCCAGGUUCGACUCAUCUCUGAAAGAGAUUGUUCAAAAUCCCUGUCAGCUAUGCAGCUGGGAUGUGUAGCAGAAGUUAAUGCGACAAAUAAACUACAAGUCCUGGAGAACUGGCAAAAAGACAUUGGCUUGAGCUGGAAAGAAGUUGCUUAUUUAGGAAAUGAAGAAUCUGAUGUGGAAUGCCUGAAGAAAGCUGGUAUGAGUGGUGUGCCCGCUGACGCUUGUGCACUGGCACAGAAAGCUGCUGGUUACAUUUGUAAAAGCAGUGGAGGCUGUGGUGCUAUCCGGGAGUUUGCAGAACACAUAUUCCUCUUGUUAGAAAAAGUGAACUCUGCAAGAAAGCAAAUGGAAGAAGUGAAUUCAGCAGGAAAGGAUACAGGGGGAAAAUGAGAACAGCAGAAGUGGAAAUAAGGAACGAAUGAAAAAAACAAUAGCAUAGUUGUUCUCUAUAUUUCUGCUUCUCCCUUUCCUAAAACAGUUUUUCACUGUAUUAGAGUUAUAAAAUAUUUCCCUCUAAUUUAAGGUUCUACUUUAAGUGCUGACAUUCAUGAUUGUAUUUAUGAUUAUUUUAAAAGCUAUUUAAUACAAUUGAAGAAAUAGUACAGAAAUAGUGUCCUGUAAAUCUACUCUUAAUCAUCACAUUUGUUCUACAAGAAUGAUGUAUCUUUAUUUUAUAAUCCAGAUAUAUGCAGGGAACAAAGAUUUUUUUUGCGAUUUGUGGAUUUGUAAUUCUACUCUUAAAAAUUUUGUUCUGUAAGUUGUGGUCAUUUUGUGUACAUUUCCUCUAUCAAAUGUCAGUAUGAUAUUGUAGUCAUAUGCUAACUUUUCUUGAGACGCAUGUCUCUCCAGUAGAGAAGAGUUCUAGCAUAUGCUGAAGCAUAUCCUGUAUUUGAAAAAGUUGAGUUAGUGUAAAACUAGUUAAUGUUAGUUAAGAAAAAUAUUUAAGCAUGUGUUCAAUUUAAGCUGAUAUAUGAUUAAGUGGCAUUUGGAAUUAUGCCUCUUACCUCUGAAUCUGGUUAUAUGAGGUUUUAUUUAAGUGCUUAAAUUAACAUAACCAAAUGCCCCAAAUUUGAAACUAAAUCUCCUAUUAACCUUGGAAUCUUUCCUUUGCAAAAACUAUGUUUCUUCAUAUGGAGUCCUCAUUACAGCUGCUAGUGAGGUUUAAAAAAAUUGUUAAUGUUUAUCAUAUGGAAAAGGAAUUGCUUUGGAAAAAAAAAAUCAUAAUUGAUAUUUUUGGGUUCAUGUAAAAAUAUAUUCAGAUUAUAUUUAACAUUAAUUUAAAGUUGGUGUGUAUACAUUUGUAUUUAUGUAAAAUACAAUUUUUACUGGGCUUUGAUUUGGAGAACUCAGUGAUUUGUAAACAUCUGUAGAGCUGACAUUGAAAAUACACAUCUGUUUUCAAUCCUUGUAUUACUAAUGGGUCGGGCUCAGCCUUGGUUAGGCUUAAAAAUAAUAAAAAACAAAUAAAAUCAUGGCCAUAUAGGCAAUUCUUGUCAAGAUGAAUGAUAAUAGUUAAUCACUUUAUUUUAUGUUUCUCAGCAUAAGAUUUCCUGUAUCUCUUUCCAAAAUAAGAUCUACUGAUUUACUGCUUUUUCUUGAUGAACUUUGUGUUUACUUCCCUUUCCAAAGCAAAAUUUUAAGUCAAAAAAUCUUUUACUACCUGUAGCAGUAAGGUAAGUAGGUGAAUAGUUGAAAAGUGAAUUAGUUGCACUAUUGCCCUCUUCAGUUAUCACUUAAAUAAUUCCUUUCAUUGAGUUUUAGGGCUCUGCACUAGAUAAAUUCCUUGGAUAACAAGAGCACCGUGUUUUGGACAGAACUAUGAACUUUGGUAUAGGUCAAUGAAUCAUUUUACGCACAUAUACAAUGUAAUAAAUUGUAGAAGUCCAGAUCUUUUGAACAGUUCAGUUUAAUAACGUCAUUUAAAAUUGGCUGAGCUCCUAUUUACUUCACCAUGUCAUAGCCAACGUAUUUACUAACUUUGUGUUCAAGGACAGUUUCCUGUGAAUAAAUAGAUCUAGAGAAGUUGCGAUGAA
Molecule: messenger RNA, 2963 nt
Organism: Phasianus colchicus (ring-necked pheasant)
Lineage: Eukaryota; Metazoa; Chordata; Aves; Galliformes; Phasianidae
Gene: CMAS
Product: cytidine monophosphate N-acetylneuraminic acid synthetase
Molecular function (GO): N-acylneuraminate cytidylyltransferase activity
Source: RefSeq, a predicted model, not a curated record